UUCAUUCUCGUACGAUCUUUCCUUCCGCUUGCAACGACAUGAGCUCGAAACUGUUGGUGUGCUUGCUCUUGGGAGCUGUGAACGCUGUCCCUCAGGGAUAUGGCCCCCCUCCCCGCCCUUCGUAUUCCGCCCCAGGGGGUGGUCCUUCCGGCCCUGUGAUCCCCAUCCUUGUGGAUAACCGAGAUGGCCCCGAUGCCUCGGGGGCCUACCGCUUCAACUUCGAAACUGGCAACGGUAUCAGUCGUCAGGAACAGGGCGCUGGUCGAGGACCUCAGGGCGCCGUUGUCUCUCAGGGAGGAUGGUCAUUCACUUUUCCCGACGGCACCCCAGCCACUUUUAAUUUCGUAGCUGACGAAAAUGGGUACCGCGUCGAAUCACCCCUUCUCCCAACUCCCCCUCCUCUUCCCCCCCACGCCAUCGCCCAGAUCGAAAAGGCUCGUCAGGAGGACGCAGCCGCUGCUGCAGGAGGAAGACGCCCACAGUACGGCGCCCCUGCGCCACCCAGCCAAGGUUACAGCUUCCGUUAAAUUACUCCAUUCCCCUCCCAGACUGAUCACCCUCCCGCUAAUGUGUCUCCAGCGUUGACUGCCUUCAGAAAAGUUAAUUCCUCUGAGGAUUAUGAAAAAGAGUAUUCAAAUUCCGGCUCGUCCUUUCUCUCUCGAACGGCCUUGAAGGAGGCGUUCCAUUCAUCGUCGGAGGAACGUGCUUUAUGAACGCACCCCCACCUGGAGUACACCGUUCUUGACCCACCGCUGCCACAGUUCACGAGAUGUUAAUCUGUCUUCUCUCUUCGUUUUCCCCAGCCUUCAAUUCAUUCACGGAUUCUUCGUUGACGCUUAUUUAUAUUUAUGAUGGAUUGUGAUAUAACAUGUUUUUAAUAAAAACGCUACUCGA
Macrobrachium nipponense is the source of this 894-nucleotide messenger RNA. RefSeq names its product cuticle protein AM1159-like. The transcript is spliced from 3 exons. Gene Ontology annotation, cellular component: chitin-based extracellular matrix. NCBI's taxonomy places the organism in Eukaryota, Metazoa, Arthropoda, Malacostraca, Decapoda, Palaemonidae. Bases 39 to 527 code for a protein of 162 amino acids. Gene Ontology annotation, molecular function: structural constituent of chitin-based larval cuticle. The record is from RefSeq and is a predicted model, not a curated record.